UAUGGAUAUAAUGACGGAUGAGCAUGGCAAACACGCCCCUGUUCAGACCGCGAAUGCCAUCGACUUCGUCCGUGUUGACGUCGUACAGUACAAGAACCCUAGCCAUUUAGGCUAUAGGUACAGCAUUCACUUGAUUUGCACUACGACCAACUACCACUGGGUCAAUUCGUCAAGAACAAAGGAUAAGCGGCCAGGGCGUUGCAAGACUGGGUGGAAUUGAUCUAUCUACAGACCUGCCGUCAUAUUAAAAUCAUUGGGAUUGACGGUGGUUC
Chaetomium strumarium is the source of this 272-nucleotide messenger RNA. RefSeq lists its product as uncharacterized. The record is from RefSeq and is a predicted model, not a curated record. Lineage: Eukaryota; Fungi; Ascomycota; Sordariomycetes; Sordariales; Chaetomiaceae. The annotation marks the transcript as partial. The transcript has a single exon.